ACACACUGCAGGUGUUAGCUUAUUCCGUGGCUCAAACACAUGGAUGGAGUUUGGCUCUGACUGCUAGCAAUGCCCAAAUUGUUUCAACAUAAGUUCCCGGACAACUGUUCGAGUCCUCAGAGGGGCUUCUGGUCAGCUAUAGACGUGUGGCUAAAGAAACCUCACGUUAUCAAUAAGCGUCUUUGCGGAGUUAAAGAAACCGAAAGCAGAGACUUGUCCGCCGGGGAGCUACGGCUCUUCCUGGCCGAUGAUGGACUUCAUGAGGCGGUGAUGUCGCUGUGCUGCAGCCCCAGCUCACCCACUCAUCUGCAGAACAGUCCGUGGAGUUUCAGCGUGAGAACUUUUAUUCCCAAAACUAACUGUUACGGACAAAACCUGCAUAAAGAAGCUGUACUAAAAGACUUUGAAAGGGAGCAGGUGACCUUUAUUCCAUUUGAGGAGGAUGUUGAGGGGAAAGUUUCAUUCAAGAAAAGCAACAUUUACCUGAUCCAGCUCUGCACGGAGGCCACAGAGGAGUGGGCCCUGCAGCUGCAUGUUCUGACAGAAGAUGGAUGGGUCUCCGAUGGCGUCGCCUGUCCCAAUCUGUUCUGGCUCUCCUCAGAGCUUUUGCCUAAACUGGUGCGCUGGGCCACUGAGUCCAAGACCAGCGAGUUCAAGAGCACAUUGUCUCUGCUGCCAGUGGAGAAAUACAGCUUGGUGUACCAACACCUGAAGGAGAAAUACAAGGCCAUGGUGAAGGUUUGGCCUGAGGUUACCGACCCAGAGAAGUUUGUUUAUGAAGAUGUUGCUAUUGCUACAUAUCUGCUGGUGCUGUGGGCCGAGGAGACGGCGGAGAAAAGCCUGACGACCAGGCAGUCCUUUGUAGACCUGGGCUGUGGAAACGGCCUGCUGGUCCACAUACUGACCAACGAAGGGCACCCUGGAAAAGGCAUUGAUGUCCGGAGGAGGAGAAUCUGGGACAUGUACGGCCCUCAGACUGUUCUGCAGGAAAAGGCAAUUACUCCCGGCGAGACCUUCUUAUUCCCCGACACAGACUGGCUGAUUGGGAACCACUCGGACGAGCUCACGCCGUGGAUCCCCGUCAUGGCAGCCAGGUCAUCUUAUUCCUGUCGCUACUUUGUCCUCCCCUGCUGCUUCUUUGACUUUUAUGGAAAGUACCAGAGACGCCAGAGCAACAAAUCUCAGUAUAAGGAGUACAUUGACUUCAUCACCGAGGUCAGCCAAGUCUGCGGCUUCAACACUGAAGAAGACUGCAUGAGGAUACCAUCCACCAAAAGGGUGUGUCUGCUGGGAAAGUCCAGGAGCUACCAGCCGCCCGAUGAGGCUGUUUCGGAACGGCGGCGAACUCAUUUCAUCCAGAGCCGCCAGCCUUCCUCGGGGGUUCAAAGGUCAGACAUCAGAACUGAUGGGGACUGUUGCCAUGGGAACACAAACCGUGAGGACACUUCUGGAGGCACGUGGGGGGCUGGCUUCCAGCCGAGAGACAAAGUUGAAAGGGUUCGAAACUGCGCCGCUCUCCCUCGGGACUUUAUAGACAAAGUUGUCCUGCGGGUUGCUAACGCUCUUCUGGAAAAGACUGGAGGAGGUUCCUGCAGCGACUGGAACCAAGGAGGUAGCCUUUCUGUGAGCGAAGCUGCAGGUCUGCUGGAGCCGGAAACCUUACAGCUUCUGAAGAACGAGUGUGGAGGUCUUCAAACACUUCUCAAGAACAACUACCAGGUCUUUAAGGUGGAGGGAGGAGUCGUCUACAUAAGAGACUGGCGGGACGCUACACCAUCCAAGGCAGACAGGCGGAGGAAACAAAUCACCCCCGGAGCCCUGAAAACUCGCUCCUGCUGGUUCCAUGAUCAUCACCCUCAGGGCUGCCCCUUUCAAGCCCAAAACUGUGCCUUUGCCCAUGGGCCAGAGGAGCUCCGACCCUCCACCAGGCCUUUGAAGAAAAAGAUGAAGAGCUUUGUCUCUUGACUGGAAAACUUUUCAUUUGUAAUUCAGGUUUUCUGUUGUUUUUUUUUGUUUUUUGUUUUUUAAAGAAAGGAGGCUUUAAUUGUAAGGAGAGGAUUCUUUUUUACAUUUUCUUUAUUUUAAGUUUUACACCUGGAACUUGUUUACUAAAGAAAAUUGUUAUAAAUUGAAAAAAAAAAGUAUUUUCUUUGUUUAAUAUGAUUAAAAAUCAUCAAAUGCAUCUAAAGAUAUACAUCUGGUUAAAUUCCAGCAUCUGGUUUAAGGACUUCUUUGUCCUCUGCACACGCUCAGUAUUCACAUCUGUGCUUCGCUUAGACAUUUGAUUGACCUCAGGCGUGUACUUUGAGGUUCACAGACAGGCGGCGGAUAAAGGUUGGUCCGUGUAGGAACAAAGUAAAUGUUAGCCCUAUGAAUUAUUUGUUGGCAGCACUUGAAGGGUGGGCCGCGUGUCAGCCGCUCUCAUUGGCCACUCAUCGCUAACGGAGGAUGUCAUCACGGAGCUUGAUAAAAAAGCAAAACCAUAUGUUUCUAAAUGUGACACUGAAAAUUCAUGGCAAUAAACCCUUAAAGACU
Molecule: messenger RNA, 2535 nt
Organism: Oryzias latipes (Japanese medaka)
Lineage: Eukaryota; Metazoa; Chordata; Actinopteri; Beloniformes; Adrianichthyidae
Gene: trmt44
Product: tRNA methyltransferase 44 homolog
Biological process (GO): tRNA methylation
Molecular function (GO): tRNA (uridine) methyltransferase activity; metal ion binding
Source: RefSeq, a predicted model, not a curated record